Molecule: messenger RNA, 1693 nt
Organism: Chenopodium quinoa (quinoa)
Lineage: Eukaryota; Viridiplantae; Streptophyta; Magnoliopsida; Caryophyllales; Amaranthaceae
Product: sugar transport protein 1-like
Exons: 4
Coding region: 159-1691 (510 amino acids)
Biological process (GO): monosaccharide transmembrane transport
Cellular component (GO): membrane
Molecular function (GO): monosaccharide transmembrane transporter activity
Source: RefSeq, a predicted model, not a curated record
CUCGGUUAUCUACAUAGGUAAGGAAUUUGAGUCAAGUUAAAAAUACUGUGUGGCUUCUUAUAAAUAUCGUUCUAAUUUUCUUGGUUCAUUCAUAUGUUACAACGCUUUUAGCACAAAAUUAAAUUUAUUGAUUUUACGAGAAGAGAUCUUACAAUUCAAUGGCGGGUGGAGUAGUGAUCGAUGGCGGUAAAGAGGGUAAAGAUUAUCCUGGAAAACUUACCGUUCAUGUUUUUCUAACUUGCUUACUAGCUGCUGCUGGAGGUUUAAUCUUUGGAUAUGACAUCGGAAUUUCAGGUGGAGUGACAUCGAUGCCGAUGUUUUUGGAGAGAUUCUUCCCAUCAGUGUAUAGGAAGCAAUUAGCAGACUCAGGAACAAACCAGUACUGCAAAUUCAACAGCGCGAAAUUAACAAUGUUUACGUCCUCCUUAUACUUGGCUGCACUAGUCGCCUCUGUCGUGGCAUCCUUUGUCACACGGAAAUUAGGUCGUAGGAGAUCCAUGUUUUUUGGAGGGCUUCUCUUUUGUGCUGGUGCUAUUCUCAAUGCUGCUGCUCAAAACGUCGCCAUGCUUAUCAUUGGUCGUAUUUUGCUUGGUUUUGGCAUCGGCUUUGCUAAUCAGUCAGUACCAGUUUUUCUAUCAGAGAUGGCACCUUACAAGCACCGUGGCGCGCUAAACAUGAUGUUCCAACUCACAAUCACAAUAGGAAUCCUUAUAGCAAAUCUUCUUAACUACAGAUUUGCCAAGAUUGAGCACUAUGGAUGGAGGUUGAGUCUCGGGGGAGCUAUUGUCCCCGCUUUGAUCAUCCUUGUAGGUUCGCUUAUCCUCCCUGAAACCCCAAACUCCCUAAUCGAAAGAGGCAAAGUCGAAGAGGCCAAGCAAAAGCUAAUCAAAAUCCGAGGGGUGGACAACGUUGACACCGAGCUGCAAGACCUAAUUGCAGCUAGUGAAGCAUCUAAGAAGGUGGAACACCCUUGGAGAAGCCUCUUAAACAGGCAAUAUAGGCCUCCUCUUACGUUUUCGAUUGCUAUCCCAAUGUUUCAGCAACUUACUGGAAUUAAUGUCAUCAUGUUUUAUGCACCUGUUUUGUUUAAAACCAUUGGAUUUGGAGAUGAUGCUUCACUUAUUUCUGCUGUGAUUACGGGUGGUGUUAAUGUCAUUGCCACUUUGGUCUCCAUUUACGGGGUCGAUAAGUGGGGUAGGAGAUCUCUCUUCCUUCAAGGAGGCCUUCAAAUGCUCGUUUUUCAGAUUUUAGUAACCAUCUUUAUUGGAUGGAAAUUUGGAGUGACCGGAAAUGCGGUGGAUCUACCAAAAUGGUAUGCGAUAGUAGUUGUGCUAUUCAUAUGCAUUUAUGUCGCCGGAUUUGCAUGGUCAUGGGGUCCUUUAGGGUGGCUCGUCCCUAGUGAAAUUUUUCCACUUGAGGUUAGAUCGGCAGCUCAAAGCAUCAACGUAUCCGUAAAUAUGAUUUUUACGUUUGCGAUAGCUCAAGCUUUUCUGCCAAUGCUAUGCGCCUUGAAAUUUGGCCUCUUUAUAUUCUUUGCAUUUUUCGUCGUGGUGAUGACAAUAUUUAUUUACGUGUUACUGCCCGAGACGAAAAAUGUGCCUAUCGAAGAGAUGGUGAUCGUAUGGAAAAAUCACAAAAUUUGGGGUAAAUUUAUUCCAGAUAAUGUAAUAUCACCUGAACUUAAAAUUUAAAU